CUCAGUGAUGUUUCUGAUGAUGUGUGUGAUGAUGAAUGAUGAUGUCACUGAGGCUCCUCCCUCUUCAGUCUCUUAUGGCUCGUCUCGGAUCGCUCUGCUCUGUUCAGUCGGCUCACAUCACACACUCACAUCAUGCUGUCAGUCUUCAUCAUCCUCUUCAUCACUCUGCCAUGUGUCAGUGGAGUGAUUGUAGUGACUCAGAGUCCAUUAAUCACAGUCAAUAAAGGACAAACGGCUACAAUGGACUGUAAUCUGGAGACAGUAACUAAUGAUGCUGCUAGAUGGUACAAACAGACUCCAGGAGGAGUUCCUCAGUUUAUGUUAAUAUUUCGUCAUAGCUGGAGCUCAGUUAAAUACGGAUCUGGUUUCUCUGCUCCUAAAUUCACAUCAACACAUUCAUCUCAAUCAGAUUAUAGUCUGAUCAUCAAUAAUGUGGAUGUUGGUGAUUCUGCAGUGUAUUACUGUAACACAUGGGACAACACUGCUAAAGAAUACGUAUUCGGCCAAGGAACAAAACUGAAUGUGAUCGACUUUCCUCUGGCUCCUCCUGUUGUGACACUCUUGUCUCCGUCCACUGAGGCUCUGAAGGAGAGUAAAGCUACACUUGUGUGUCUGGCUGAGGAUAUUUCUGUAUCUCUGGUUCAUGUCAGCUGGACAGUCGAUGGACGCUCUGUUACAGAUGGAGUUUGGAGCAGUACUACUGAGAAACAACAAGACAAAACCUUCAGAAUGAGCAGCUAUCUGACCAUCGACUCCUCUGACUGGAUCAAUAAUGUGGAUUUCUCAUGUCAAGUGUCCGUGGGUUCAAAAUUCACUAAGAAAAGUAUCUCAAAUUCACAGUGUUACUGAAACAUUGUCUGAAUGAAAAUAGCAGAUGUUUUUUUUGCUUUAUUUCUUCUCAUAUCAUCUGAAUUGUGUGAUAUCUGACAGUUAAUAUGACUAUAUACUUUACUCUUUGGUUUUAAUUCUGCAAUUAAAAAUCUUUGGCACUGCA
Molecule: messenger RNA, 994 nt
Organism: Megalobrama amblycephala (Wuchang bream)
Lineage: Eukaryota; Metazoa; Chordata; Actinopteri; Cypriniformes; Xenocyprididae
Gene: igl1v11
Product: immunoglobulin light 1 variable 11
Exons: 4
Coding region: 133-849 (238 amino acids)
Source: RefSeq, a predicted model, not a curated record